AUGAAGUGCCAUCACAUCAUCUCUCUUGUUCUUGCGCUUUCUGCCCCUAUUGCUGCUUUCAAAGAUAAUGGACAGCUCCAGAAGGCUGAUGGUGAAAAGAAUACCACCUACGUGACCAGAUACGUUACAGUCUGUCCGACUCCCAAGACCUGUGAAUUUGCAUCACCCACGGCAGUUCCAUCUACAAGAUCACAUCCGUCAGGUUCUCGAUCAAGCGAAUCCGGGAAGCCAACUGGGUCGUCAUCAGCUCGUCCAAACUCAUUUGUCAAGCCAACAAGUCCACCGCACCCUACUGGCUCUGACAGUAGCUCCCACUACCUUCCAACUAGUGCGGGCAAUACCAGAAGCAGCAAUUCGACGACCCCACAACAUCCCACCGGCUCUAAAAGCAGCUCAUAUCGUAUGCCAACAGGCACUGGGCGGACCAGCAGCAGGACUUCAGUCAACUCUACCUCGCAAUAUUAUCCUACUGGUUCUAGCUACAGCAGUUCGGUAAAGAUAACUAAAUCUGCCAACACCACCAAAUCAGAGACCCACCCAACCAGCUCUAGGGCGAGUGCGUCUUCCUCAUCAACCACAUCUGCCACCUCAUCCUCGGUACGCUCGUCUCCAACCGAAUGUGUUCCUAAAGCCACCGCGGUCCCCAAUCCUCGAUCUGGAUCCACCUGCGGCAAGAAGGGCGGCACCAGCGCUACCGGGAUUGCAGACUCCUACACCACUGAUGCGUCUUCAUGCGCUCUGGCCUGUCACUACAAAUCUCGCUGCGUUGCCUUUUCCUACGAUACCAGCAACCCAGACCUUCCCCUCUGCAGAUUGUACGCUACGAGGGUGUCUUCUGGAAUCAAUGACUAUGGUAUGUAUACGUUCUAUGACUCUACUUGCUUCCAGGUAGUGGAGGAUUGUCUGUCGCGGAAGAAGCGGUCGGUGGGAUUAUCUGAGGAGGAGAUUAGGAGGAUCAUUAAGGCUUAG
This is a messenger RNA of Endocarpon pusillum Z07020, 969 nucleotides long. RefSeq lists its product as uncharacterized. NCBI's taxonomy places the organism in Eukaryota, Fungi, Ascomycota, Eurotiomycetes, Verrucariales, Verrucariaceae. The transcript has a single exon. The record is from RefSeq and is a predicted model, not a curated record. Bases 1 to 969 code for a protein of 322 amino acids.